AUUAGAAGCAGUGUAAUUUUAUUUUGGAAUUCAUUCUAUCUAUCUAUCUAUCUAUUUAUCUAUCUAUCUAUCCCGAUACACACCCAUCAGUCUAUCUAUCCAUCCAUCCUUUGAAAAGAUGAUGCUCAAUUCAGACCAGACGGAAAUCGACGUGCCCCCGUCUCACUCAGAGACAGAGUCAGUUUUUAGCGACUGUGGUGGGGGCGGUGGCCGUGGGGCUGGAGUGGAGGAGGCCGGCGGCAUCAGCUUGUGUGCCCAGUCCCGGCUAGCGGAGCCGGGCGAGGCUCUGAAAAAGGACCUGCAGCACCUGAGCCGAGAGGAGCGGCGGCGGCGGCGGCGUGCCACGGCUAAGUACCGGACAGCCCACGCCACGCGGGAGCGCAUCCGCGUCGAGGCUUUCAACAUGGCCUUCGCCGAGCUGCGCAAGCUGCUGCCCACCCUUCCCCCUGACAAGAAGCUCUCCAAGAUCGAGAUCCUCAGGCUGGCCAUCUGCUACAUCUCCUACCUGAACCACGUGCUGGACGUCUGAGCCACCGAGCCCACGUCCGUCUGUCUGCUACAUCUCCUACCUGAACCACGUGCUGGACGUCUGAGCCACCGAGCCCAUGUCCGUCUGUCCGUCUGUCUGCUACAUCUCCUACCUGAACCACGUGCUGGAUGUCCGAGCCACCGAGCCCACACCCAUCUGUCCAUCUGUCUGCUAUAUCUCCUACCUGAACCAUGUGCUGGACAUCUGAGCCACCGAGCCCGCGUUCGUCUGUCCGUCUAUCUGCUACAUCUCCUACCUGAACCACGUGCUGGAUAUCUGAGCCACCAAGCCCACGGCCGUCUGUCCUUCUGUCUGCUACAUCUCCUCCCUGAACCACAUGCUGGAUGUCUGAACCACCGAGCCCACGGCCGUCUGUCCAUCUGUCUGCUACAUCUCCUACCUGAACCACGUGCUGGACAUCUGAGCCACCGAGCCCACGUCCGUCUGUCCAUCUGACUGCUACAUCUCCUACCUGAACCACGUGCUGGACUUUUGAGCCAUCGAGCCCAUGUCCGUCUGUCCAUCUGUCUGCUACAUCUCUGACCUGAACCACAUGCUGGACGUCUGAGCCACCGAGCACACGUC
Molecule: messenger RNA, 1114 nt
Organism: Malaclemys terrapin pileata
Lineage: Eukaryota; Metazoa; Chordata; Testudines; Emydidae
Gene: NHLH1
Product: nescient helix-loop-helix 1
Exons: 1
Coding region: 119-529 (136 amino acids)
Biological process (GO): regulation of transcription by RNA polymerase II
Molecular function (GO): RNA polymerase II cis-regulatory region sequence-specific DNA binding; protein dimerization activity; DNA-binding transcription factor activity, RNA polymerase II-specific
Source: RefSeq, a predicted model, not a curated record